GCGGCGCCUGGCGCGGCUGCCGCCUCUUAGUCGGCGGCGCCCGUCGGAGUCGGCCUGACAAUGAUCCGGGCGUCCAGCAGGAAGGGGGAGGCGGAUACAGCAGCAUCUUGGCUGAUUCCAUCAGCAGCAGCGUCUUCAAACCAGUCGUCAUCAUCAGCAUCGUAGCGGAUAAGGUCCUUAGCAACAUCAUGUACAACGUCAUCGUCUUCAGCUUGGUUCUGUCCUCCCUCACCGCGGUCACGUGUUUGUGGUAAAUGUCGCACCACGCCUGGAACAAGUUGAUGCAUGCUCUCCAUGGGAAUGGACCCCAGGGGCAGGGCAAGGGCCUCGGCAAGGGCAAGGGCAAGGGCAAGAAGCCGGAGGCGCCCGCCCGGGACCUCAACGACCCUGCCGACUAUCAGGCGGCCAUCCGCGACGCCAUGCCGGAGGCCGCCAAGAUGCGGGUUCAGUCCACCUUGCUCCAGGAGGAUUGGGGGGCCGAGGUUAAGCCUUACCAGACCCUGGACAGCACGGGAGGCGUGACGGUCGUGCCGACAGACGCCCUGCCCAUGGUGCUGGAACGCGUUGUCUACACCGCGAAGGCCACGGCGGCCAUCGUGACUGACCCAGGAUCCUGACGAUUUGUGUCUUCGCGGAUACCCCCGGGCCCGAGUGGACUGCCAGCUGAGCGUUGCAGAUGCUGGAGGGGGACGGACGACGGCGAGGGUGACACGUUGGCUCGUCCAGUUGGGUUUUGGUGAACAGGUGAAGAAGAGGGCGACGGGUGCCGCCGUGGACAUUGGCUUCCACAUGGGC
Molecule: messenger RNA, 795 nt
Organism: Prorocentrum cordatum
Lineage: Eukaryota; Dinophyceae; Prorocentrales; Prorocentraceae
Source: the annotation of a GenBank genome assembly